AGCCGGCGGCUCGUCCGUACCUACCAGCUGUACAGCCGGACCAGUGGGAAACAUGUGCAGAUCUUGGACAACAAGAAAAUCAAUGCGAUGGCAGAGGAUGGGGAUGUGCACGCCAAGCUCAUUGUGGAGACGGACACCUUUGGGAGCCGUGUGCGCAUCAAGGGGGCGGCCACAGGUUUCUACAUCUGCAUGAACAAGAAGGGGAAGCUGAUUGGCAAGAGCAACGGCAAAGGCAAGGACUGCGUCUUCACAGAGAUUGUCCUGGAGAACAACUACACGGCGCUGCAGAACGCUAAGUACGAGGGCUGGUACAUGGCCUUCACCCGCAAGGGACGCCCGCGCAAGGGCUCCAAGACACGGCAGCACCAACGGGAGGUACAUUUCAUGAAAAGGCUUCCCAAGGGCCACCAGACCACCGAGCCCCACAGACGCUUUGAGUUCCUCAACUACCCCUUCAACCGGAGAAGUAAAAGGACUAGAAACUCCAACUCCAGGGCAGGUCCUUGACUUGCCUGCCUCUGCCCACCCUGCCUACACCUCUCCUGGAGGACUCUUCUCUGUUUGGUGGACUAUAUGUAGAGACUUUCCCAUAUGGGUAUUAAAAAAAAAAAAAAAAGGAGGGGGAGGAUAAAAAAAAAUACUUGCUCUAGUUGUUGGUAAUUUUGUGGGGGGUUGUUUGGUUUUACAAAAAAAAAAAAAGGAAAAAAGAGAGGCUCUAUUUUUGUACUCCAACUUGAAAAGAAAUGAAACCUUCAAAGACUGGUGAAGGGGGAAGAGCCCUUCACUUAGAAAUGUUCUAGUCUGUUUUUGGGGUCGUGUUUUAUUUUGUAAUUAUUUUUUUUUUUUUGUAGCUCUAGAGGGAAAAGGAGAAAAAAAUCGUUUAAAACAAACAAGCAAAAAAAAAUGGAAAUCCAAAUCUGGGAGUGAUGUGCUACUUACAUGAACUGAAUUAACACUUACUGGAGAAGAUGGAGAGGUUGGAAAACAAUUAAGGGGAGAGGAUUUAUUUCAGAGGUGGUUGGUGGCCUCCUGGCUGGGUUUUGCAGCCGGGGUGAUGUGUGGGCACUGCCCAUGGGGCCUGUCUGUGAUGCCCAGGGUGAGGACUGCUGGAUGCUUUCCUUCCUCAGAGUGCCUACUUCUUCCGCUGAGCAAGGGGUUGCUGGAAGCUGCUUGCAUCCUUCUGAAAACACUGCUGGCUUCCCAACUCCCAGCUUAUUUUUUUUCUCAGGAGGGGACAGGGGUGAUGGACGCCCCACAGAAAGUCCUGAACUGACUUGGUACCUCUUACCCACAAAAGCAUCUUUGGCAUUUGUUUUGUUUUAAACUACUAAGGUGAGGCAGUGGGUGACGGCUGCCGUGGAGCGGGCUGGUAACUGGUUUUUGGGUUUUUUCCCUGUGUGGAAAAUGUGAACUUCUCACCAAAAAUUGACAUAUUUUUUUUCUGUUUAUUUUUUUUAUCAGAUGGAAGCUUUCAUCCAUAAAAUUAAAAAAAAAAGUUUACAAAUUACUGUGGAGCCAUUUUGGGCUGGUUUUGUCAUAAUACUCAGUUUGUGGUUGGCACUUCCAUUGUCAACCUUCUCCUCCAGGUUUGGUCUUUGAGAACUACCACUGUCCUUGUUCUAGCAAAGGAGAGGUUUUCUUUCAAAAUUUCUGUAUUGACAGAAGCUCAAUUUUCUAUUUAGAAAAAAAAAACAACCCCAAAGGAAACAUUAAAUCUCUUGAGUGAACAUCCCCAGCCAGCCCCGCUCUGCACAUGCUGCCCUGGGACUGUGACUCUCUCCAAAGGGUUAAAGCAAUUAUUCUUCAUGGGGAGGGCAAACAAAGACACUGGAUAGGAGCCAGAACCAGGGGUGACUUUUCAUCUAAUCUUUCUUGAUUGUUUGGUUUUUUUUCUGUUUCCUUGAGGAUUUUGGGUGGUUUUUUUUUUGUUGUGUACAAAUUGAAUAUGAAAUGAUUGAAAUAUUUAUUUAAUAUGUGCAUUAAAAAUUUGUAUUAGUCUAACUGAGCCUGAUACUUUCCAGGGCGGGCUGGAGAGGCAGGUUGGAGAGGGGUGAAGGAGGACAGCGAGGAGCAGAAUGGGGCCGAGGCGGCUGCUGCUUGGUGUGAAUCCCUUCCCAAGGGAGCAGAUGUGGGAAGUGGGAGGAUGCCUCAAGAUCUUGGACCCAGAUGAGUCUUGUGGAAAUCAGGGUUUUCCUUGCACAAAAUUCCAGGUUUA
Messenger RNA from Phalacrocorax carbo (great cormorant), 2215 nucleotides. NCBI's taxonomy places the organism in Eukaryota, Metazoa, Chordata, Aves, Suliformes, Phalacrocoracidae. The record is from RefSeq and is a predicted model, not a curated record.